Canariomyces notabilis is the source of this 542-nucleotide messenger RNA. RefSeq lists its product as uncharacterized. The transcript is spliced from 4 exons. Lineage: Eukaryota; Fungi; Ascomycota; Sordariomycetes; Sordariales; Chaetomiaceae. Gene Ontology annotation, molecular function: phosphatidic acid transfer activity. Gene Ontology annotation, biological process: phospholipid translocation. The record is from RefSeq and is a predicted model, not a curated record. Gene Ontology annotation, cellular component: nucleus; cytosol; mitochondrial intermembrane space. Bases 221 to 478 code for a protein of 85 amino acids.
CAGAUCAUAAACACUCCAAAUUCCUUUUGGACGAUUCUAUCCAACCUCGGAUUAUUGCUAAAGAAUCCCUCCCAUCACAUCCUAAAGCCAACUGCAAAGUCAAUACGCAGGAGCGAGUGGCGUGGAGUCCUAGAAACUUGAGCUUGGGCAGCAUCAAACUGCGACUGAAAGAAUAUCAGAAAGAUAUCUGCCCAGUCUUAUAACAGCCAAGACAUUUGACAUGUCACAGUCACUCGCAAAAGAAUGCAACGAGGUAAAGGAACGUUAUGACACAUGUUUCCUAAAGUGGUACAGCGAAAAGUAUCUUCGAGGAGCCGGCACAGCCGACAACAACGAAUGCUCAGCACUUUUCAAGGAAUAUAGUAAUUGCUUACAGGGAGCGCUCAAGGAACGGGGCAUAGACAAGCUGCUGGAAGAAGCGCGGGAGGACAACAAAGAGAACGAUGCAACAUUCAUGGGGAGAAAGAAAUGUGAGUAAUGAUCUUGUUCUAAGGAGAGUCGUUAUUAACAAACUUUGGCUCAAGAAUCGCACGUUGAUCUCG